Messenger RNA from Sorex araneus (European shrew), 7558 nucleotides. It is a transcript of the gene HOMER1, whose product is annotated as homer scaffold protein 1. Lineage: Eukaryota; Metazoa; Chordata; Mammalia; Eulipotyphla; Soricidae. Gene Ontology annotation, cellular component: postsynaptic density; plasma membrane; dendrite. The coding region runs from base 1269 to 2333 and encodes 354 amino acids. The record is from RefSeq and is a predicted model, not a curated record. The transcript is spliced from 9 exons. Gene Ontology annotation, molecular function: G protein-coupled glutamate receptor binding. Gene Ontology annotation, biological process: regulation of store-operated calcium entry; G protein-coupled glutamate receptor signaling pathway.
GGCGGGUGGUGAUGGAAGUGUGAGGAGGCGGCGGCGCCGGGGCCCGGGGACCGAGAGGCGGCGCGUGGCGGCGGCGCAGCGCGGGAGAGGCGAGGAGCCGGGGUGGGGGCGCUGGAGCCGCGGUGCCGCCGAGGCUCCGAAGCCCGCGCCUCCGUGGCCCCCCCGACGCGGGAUCGGUCGAGCCUCCUCGACUCGGGCGGACGCCCGUCGACCCGCCAGCCCCGUGGUCCGCCGCCGCCCGGGCCGCCCGGGUGCUGGGGGCAGGCUUCCGGGCACCGCGCGCGGGGGCUCGGCGCGCUCAUUCAUUCAUUCAUUCAUUCUCCGCCGACGGGAGAGCUGCAGCGUCGGGCAGACCGGAGUGCGAGGGGACCGCCGCGAAUGAAGAGCCGGGUGCGAACCAGGCUCCAUUGUGCUCGGCGGCGGGGGGCGGGAAGGGGCUGAGGGAGGUGGGAUCGGGGCCCCCUCCCCCUGCUCCCCGGCGCGCGCGGCGCCCCCAGCCUGCUGCCAGCCUGGAAAUGGCUCCGUUUAUUCUCCUCGGGAGAAUGAAUCGAUCCUGCCCCGUUUUCUCUUCCUCCUCCCCACCUCCCCUCUGCUCCGAGUCUUAGGAGGGGACGCAGCCGAAAGACAGAUUCCUAUGUGGAGUGCCGCGCACGUCUCGAGCUGCCGGGGUUUGCACUUCGAGGAGAUUUUUUUCUACGUCGCUUUUCUUUUCUAACGUGUGCGCAGGGAAGCAGUGGGCAUUACUGCCUUUCAGAUUUUUUUAUUUUCACGUAGGGCUUUCUCUAAAGUGCACGUCGCAUUGGGUUGCACGCUCCACCCCCAGGGACCUAGCGUGGUGGAGAAAUUUGAACCCGCAGCCUUAGUCGCCGCCGAAGAGGCCGAGUUACCUGGCUCUCGUGAGUGUGGAGGAGGACACGGGCGAAAUGACCACCGAACUCGUGUUUCAUAGGACUCGGUGAAGCUGGAUCCUGCGUUUUUCCGUCGACACAGACUCAUUUUUGUGGAAUAGAGUUUGACCGCGGUCUCCUCCGCGCAGCAUUUUACGUGUCAUAAGCAAAUGCCACCGCUGUUUGAACGCUUUGAUCUUUACGAGAAAGAAAGAAAAUUUACCGAAGGGAACUAAAUUGAUGUGUCAACAUCACUGAAAUACCUCCAGAAAAGGAUCGCGGGGGGUGGAAAAGCAACUGCGAAAUUGACGGAGACAUUCCUUUGGAAGUUAUUCCGUAGCCUAAGAGCAGAAACUUCAGAGCAAGUUUUCAUUGGGCAAAAUGGGGGAACAACCCAUCUUCAGCACCCGAGCUCAUGUCUUCCAGAUUGACCCAAACACAAAGAAGAACUGGGUACCCACCAGCAAGCAUGCUGUUACUGUGUCUUAUUUCUAUGACAGCACAAGAAAUGUGUAUCGGAUAAUAAGUUUAGAUGGCUCAAAGGCAAUAAUUAAUAGCACCAUCACCCCAAACAUGACAUUUACAAAAACAUCUCAAAAGUUUGGCCAGUGGGCCGAUAGUCGGGCCAACACAGUUUAUGGACUUGGAUUCUCCUCUGAGCAUCACCUUUCAAAAUUUGCAGAAAAGUUUCAGGAAUUUAAAGAAGCUGCUCGACUAGCAAAGGAAAAAUCACAAGAAAAGAUGGAACUUACCAGUACACCUUCACAGGAAUCAGCAGGUGGGGAUCUUCAGUCUCCUUUAACACCAGAAAGUAUCAAUGGGACGGAUGAUGAAAGAACUCCUGACGUGACACAGAACUCAGAACCAAGGACUGAACCAACUCAGAAUGCAUUGCCAUUUUCACAUAGUUCAGCAAUCAGCAAACAUUGGGAAGCUGAACUGGCUACCCUCAAAGGAAAUAAUGCCAAACUCACUGCAGCGCUGUUGGAAUCCACUGCCAACGUGAAACAAUGGAAACAGCAGCUGGCUGCCUAUCAAGAGGAAGCAGAGCGUCUGCACAAGCGGGUGACGGAACUUGAAUGUGUUAGUAGCCAAGCAAAUGCAGUGCAUACCCACAAGACAGAAUUAAAUCAGACAAUACAAGAACUGGAAGAGACACUAAAAGAAAAGGAAGAGGAAAUAGAAAGAUUAAAGCAAGAAAUUGAUAAUGCCAGAGAAUUACAAGAACAGAGGGACUCUUUGACUCAGAAACUACAGGAAGUAGAAAUUCGGAACAAAGACCUGGAGGGACAACUCUCUGACUUAGAGCAGCGUCUGGAGAAAAGUCAGAACGAACAAGAAGCUUUUCGCAAUAACCUGAAGACACUCUUAGAAAUUCUUGAUGGAAAAAUAUUUGAACUAACGGAAUUACGAGAUAACUUGGCCAAGCUACUAGAAUGCAGCUAAGGAAAGUGACAUUUCAGUGCCAACUGACUAAAAGAUAUACAUACUGUCUCUCUUUGUAGGACUGUUUGGGCUCUGCAUCAAGAUUGCACAAAAAAUUUGAAUACCACUCCUCCGGGAGGAGGACCUUUUGAAAAUUGGAAUUGUAUAUUUCAGUGUAAAUUUUAGAAUUCAGCUUGUAGCCAGUUUGAGAGGAAAAAAAACAGAGAUGAAAAACUUGAACUACAAAUUACCUCCAUGUAUAUUAUUGGCCAUAGUUAACUGGAAAGUUUUAGAAACCUAAUGCAAUCUUUUUUCUGAUAUUAGCCAAUGGGAGAAUUAUCAUUGUCUGGGUCACAUCCCACUUUUGUGUUCAACACAGUGAAGGUUAUCUGCUUUUUCAGUUAAUUUAUUUAUGAUAUCUAAAGCUAUGUUUUGUGCAAAAACUUAGUGAUGAAAGCCCUGUCUUUUGUUGUAUUGGAAUAAUUUCUCAGGAUAUUUUUGCACUGCUGAGAAGUGGUGCCAUUACCAAUUAAUUCUUGCCAGAAGUGAGAGAGAGCUGCAUCUUGAAAUGAAACAUACUUACUAUAACUGGGUGUAUAGAGUUCUUCCCUUUUUUUAUACUGGAAGAUAUUUCACUCUGGAGACCACUCUGGUACACUCUGGUAUUCUCUAAUCUUGUCCACUGUAUAGUUUACUUUUCCAUAUUGAUUCCAUGUACUUAAGAGAAGAUAUUGUCUCCCAUUUUAUUACACAUUUUAAAGCCAACUAAUGAAGGCAGCUGAGUCCCUCAGAAAUCUUUCUUUUUAAAUUUCUAAUAAAUUUGACACAAAGUACUGAACUACAGCAGCCCACCGCGGACGGGCUGGCCUAGCAAUGUUAAGUAUAUUUACAGAAUAUGCAGUUACAUUUAUUUAUAUAUUUUGCAAGAAAUCUUUUCUGAAUGAUCAAUGCAUUUCAAUUUACAAAUAGUGGUUAUUGGGGAACUGUUUAUUAUAGAUCAUUUUAAGGUGUAUAGCUAUUUUAAAGGGGAUUCAUUUCCGUCCAACAACAGCCUAUCAGAGGACUCUUGGGAUUGGAGCUGUGUACUCUGGGUCUUCACACCCCCACAUCUCUAUUCAAACCUCACAAGGCAAUAUUCUGAACUGUUAUCGAGGCAUUUCAAAAUGGGAACUCAAUUCAAUAGGCUCUUCUCAGUGAGCAGGUUUUAAUGUUGUUUUGAUGUAAUUUUAAAAGACUUUUAGCAAACAUGCAUUUCUUUAUAUAAUAUAUUUAUUUUAAGAGGCUAUUUUAAAAGUAAGCCAAGUGCUGUCUGCUUACGGAGUAGGAACUGCAUCAAAGUCCAUAUAUUCUUGCUGUACGAUGCCUGUGAAGUGGAAAAAGGUUCUUUUUUAAAGUAUCAGCCUGAGUUUCCGGCUUGAUAGAAUCUACAAAUGCACUGACAUUUUGUCUGUACCCCAAAACAAUUGGAUUGUUAAGUACAAAAUUAAGCUAAUGAGUCAAUUUGUAACCAUUUUUUUUCACUCACAAACAGCGACUCUAGUCGAUUUUAUUUUAUAUAUGUAUGUGUAUGUAUGUAAAUACAUACAAAUUAAUUUAUAUUAGAGUGAAAAAAAUAAAAGGUUUGUUUUUAAAGUUAGUUUCUAAAGUGAAUUUUCAGAUGUCUCUGAGAAGUUUAUAUCAGACACUCAUGUGCUGUGUGUGCCAUAACAUCAUUUUAGGGUAUUUUUGUCACUUAUUUAGUAUAGAGAGGACAAUUUAGAUACACAAUGUUAGAUACACAAACUCAGAGGUGAGAUUUUUCUCUGAUAAAUCAGGUAAUAAAAUGUAUUUGAUAAAGGUACUUUGAAGUACAUGUGAGGUUAUCCCACAAUUUCUGAGUAACAAAGAGUACCAGAUUUAACACUAGGAAUCAGGGAAUUUAGUUAAUGAAAAGUUAAAAUUAAAGCAGUGUAAGCUGUUGAAUGGUAAGUGAAUUAUUUUAAUGAUUAAUAUGAUAUUUUUCAAUUUUGACAUAGCUUUCAUUUAAUGGGAAAAUUGCUUACCCAAAUGCCUCCACUUGAAUUGUAUUGAUAGGUGAGACAUGUACAAUUCAAUAUACACAUAUGCCCGUGCAUAUAUACAGAAAAUUAUUUUUAAUAUUUUCCUACUGAUAGCAAAUUUAAAAUCAGAAGUUUUGUGAGUUUUUCCUUGUCAAUAGAGUCUGAUAUUUUCCCUUUUUUAGUGAUUUAACAAUUUCUUGAGGGCUGCACCUUUAAAUUCCCAGAUUGUAAUUAGAAUGUACAGUAAAUGGGAUAAGGUGAACACAAGUGCACAUAUAAAUAAAAUCUUAAUUAAGACCAUUUAAACAUUCAUUUACAGAGUAAGAGUAGAUAUCAUCAACUCAUGAUUAGGAUGUGUGCCUACUGUAGUUUUAUCCAUUUCUGUAUGAUAUAAAUAAAAGUUUGCAUACUAAAAUUUGAUUUUUCCCAGAGACAAGCACUAUAUAGUAUAUCUAUUUAGAUCAAACUGUGGUAAUCUAUUUAUCAGGAAACAAUGUUGGGGACUGUAGCCUGAAUAUGUGGACUUAAAGUAAUACAGAAAUGAAGAGCAGACAUGGAUUCCAUUGUGUAUAAGUUAUUAUGUGACUGCUAUGAAUUCUUGUAUAAAACAAAAACAAUGAAAAAAAGAAAAACAAAAAUACAGUUUUUAUUUUGAAAUACAUUUGUUGUUCUGUGGAGAAUGUAAUUUAUCUUUAUUUUCCUUCAGUCUUUUACAGAUAUUUACAAACAUUUAAGUGAUGGCAGCAUUUACUUAAAUCUUACAGGUGCUAUGGACUUUGCUUUAGUGCAUUAUGUUGUGAAAUUCUUUGACAUUUGACAUAAAAGGUUUUAUAGGCAUUUCCCUACUUGGAAAAUUAGUUUUAUUUCUUCUCUGUCUCUCAUUCUCUCUCUCUCCUUCCUCCUCCCCUCCCCUCCCCCUCCUCUCCCCUCUCUCUCUGUCUCUGUCUCUCUCUCUCUCUCUCUCUCUCUCCCCCCCUCUUCAGUCCCUCACUUCCUCUCUCCUCCAACCCCCCCCUUCUGUCUUUCUUUCUCUAAUACUGUUUCUGCAGAUGAAGAAAAAGUUCAUGAAGUGGCGUCCUUGGCCCUGUAGAGGAACGUGUGCACCAACUUAGAUUUAAUGUUUUGCUGUCAUUAAACUUCAGGAGUUACAGGAGAAAUGUUUUUUUCCCUCCAGGCAGACCUAAAGACACCACCGCCUUUAAAAGUCAUUUCUUUGCCCUUUAAAAGUAAAUUCAUUCUCUAACUUGUGCUCUUAGCGGUCUUCCACUUGUUGUUAAGUCUGGAGUAUGCAGCUCAGCUGAUCACUCUCUCCUUAAGACCCUGUGAUUCUUUGUCGGUUCUGGAUUAGGAGGCGGGCCAGAGGGAACAUCUGUUGGCAGUAUGUUUAUUUGUUUUUCCAAAAAAUUCUUUCAUUUACUUGGUAUCAAGUGGUUCUAACAUCCUGAAAUUCUGUAUUUGAAAUCAUAAAAUUGUCUUUAUUGAAUUUUGUCUUCUGGAUAUUUAUCAUUGUUUAUCAUGCAUGAUGUAAAUUUAUUUAUAUAAAGUCCUAAAGAAGAAAAUUUUUAGGGAAGAAGUUGAGAAUGACACAUUCAUUUUUUUUUUCUCAAGGAGCAUUGCUGUAAUGAGCAUUUGUUGAGAAGACAAUUUUCAUGUGAGAGAAUAUUUUAAAAUUCCUAGAGAAAGAUCAUUUUAGAAUGGACCAGAUGUAUUAGUCACCUUUAUAUAUUUAUAAUCAUCUUAUUUAAUAUUCUUCCUAAUAUUUAUGUUGAAUUCGACCUUACAUCCAAGUUUUUCUCUAUGGGAAACAAAUAUAUAGAAUGUUGCUCAAAUAUAAGCAUGAUUACUGAAUUAAAGAUGUGAAAUGCUUUUCAUUUUUGUUUGCAUGUCACCUAGGAAAAUAACUGACAAUUUUAUUCAAGAAAAAAAUACUAAAAAUUUAGUCAGCACUACACUGCCUCCUGAUUUCUGUUUUGUAUAUUAGAUAGAAAAGGAAGGUGAAUGGAGGGUGCUCAGAGGCUGGGCGCAGGCUUGACAUGCAGGAGGCCCGGGUUUGAUCCCUGGCGUUGCUGGGAGUAAUCCCUGUGGACAAAGCUGAAUGCACCCCUCAGCACUGGGUGUGACCCCAAAACAAACACAGUUUUAUUAUAUAAGCUGCCAAAGCAAGCACUAAACAGACAUACAAAAAAAAAAAAGUUGUAAGUUCAUUUUACCCAAACCAGGUGAAUCGUGAAGAGAAAUUAUGUAGAUAAGAAUGAAGAAAAGGACACAAGCUCCCAAUAGGCUUCUAACCAAUACUCUUAUUUUUAAGGGGGGGGGGAACUCUUUAUUUCUUAAGGGGAGAUCUCCCUUAUUUUUCAGGGGGAAUCCCCCAAGCAGCGUGGAGGGGCCUUGAGGCUACUCUCUGCAGUACUCAGCCAACCUGGCCUAAUGCUUCAGUGCUUGAGCCCGGCCAUGCAGCAGUGCUGGGGGUCCCCAGGGUCACACCCAGCUUUGCUGGGGAGCCCUACAGUGCUCUAGUUCAGACUCCGUUCUUCUGCAUGUGGCCCUGAGUCCUGAGCCAUCUCCCUGGCCCUAAUGCUCUAAUAUCUUCAGAGGCCGUCAGGAUCUUGCACACUAGGGACGCCUUUCAGAGGAUACCGAGAGUCUCUGGGUGAGGAGAGGAGUGUGAGGCCUCAGAGGCAGCGCAGGCAGGCAGGCACUCCCCCUCCCCAGGUGGCAUCAAAUCCCCAGCACCACAUAUGCUCCCACCAAGCACCACCAGGGGUCACUCUUGAGCACAGAGCCAGGAAUAGCCCCUGAGCACUGCCAGGUAUGGCCCAGUGCCCACCCCUCCCCCUAAGAAAGAAAAGUAGGAGAACAGUGCUCCAGUUACUCCCUUGGAAGGCACUUGAGGGUAGCCAGAGACACGAGGUUUGUUCCCUACUUGCUGCUGCUUUAACUAAAGGAGCUGGGAUUGUCCUAAUGAAUGUCACGGACUUUUGGAAAACGCCGUACUUUGGUCAGGACCUGCUAUCCAAGAUGAACACCUAACUCUCAGAGCACCCUCUUCUCUGGGACUCUGACCUGCUCUUGUCAGUUAUUUUCAUGUCAGAUCUAUCCAGGGACAGAAAUAUUACUGUUUUUCUCCUAAUAACACCAAAUUAAGGUGAUAACUGGUGCCUAAAAAUUGCAAGGUUCAGCUCAUUUCUGUAGCACAGAGAAAUGCCU